UGUCAACAGACGGGGAGUGACACCACCGACCACACCAUGGUUUCCCAGCCUGGUAGGCUGGCCCUCCUCUGCUUUCUGCUGGGCCUGCGGGGGUCUCUGGCUGCAGUCUUCAUUACCCAGGAGGAAGCCCAAGGCAUCUUGCACAGGCAAAGGCGUGCCAACUCGUUCCUGGAGGAGCUGUGGCCGGGCUCUCUAGAGAGAGAGUGCAAGGAGGAGCUGUGCUCCUUUGAGGAGGCCAGGGAGAUCUUCAAGAACGAUGAGAGAGCGAAGCAGUUCUGGAUUUCUUACAAAGAUGAGAACCAAUGCGCCUCAAAUCCAUGCAAGAAUGGAGGCUCCUGUGAGGACAAUUUCCAGUCUUACAUCUGCCUCUGCCCUGACGAUUUUGAGGGCCGGAACUGUGAGACAAACAAAAACGACCAGCUGAUCUGUGAGAAUGAAAAUGGCGGCUGCCAGCAGUACUGCAGCAACCACGUGGAGACCAAGCGCUCCUGCUGGUGCCACAAGGGGUACACACUCCAGGCCGACGGGAUGUCCUGCGCACCCGCAGUUGAAUAUCCAUGCGGAAAAAUACCUGUUCUGGAAAAAAGAAAUGCCAGCCAACCCCAAGGCCGAAUUGUGGGUGGCAAUGUGUGCCCCAAAGGGGAGUGUCCCUGGCAGGCUGCGCUGAAGCUGAACGGUGGCCUGCUGCUGUGUGGGGGCACCCUGAUUGACACCACCUGGGUGGUCUCUGCAGCCCACUGUUUUGACAAAAUCACGAGCUGGAAGAACCUGACGGUGGUAGUGGGCGAGCACGACCUGAGUGAGGAGGACGGAGAUGAGCAGGAGCGGCAAGUCGCUCAGGUCAUCAUGCCCAACAAGUACGUCAGAGGCAAGACGAACCACGACAUCGCCCUGCUCCGCCUGAGCAGGCCCGUGGCCUUCACAGACUACGUGGUACCUCUCUGUCUGCCCGAGAAGACCUUCUCUGAGAGGACACUGGCCUUCAUCCGCUUCUCGUCCGUCAGCGGCUGGGGCCAGCUCCUCGACAGGGGCGCCACAGCCCUUGAGCUCAUGACCAUCGAUGUGCCUCGGCUGAUGACCCAGGACUGCCUGGAGCAGUCAAAAUGGAAGCAAGACUCCCCAAAGGUCACAGAGAACAUGUUCUGUGCUGGCUAUCUGGAUGGGAGCAAGGACGCCUGCAAGGGGGACAGCGGGGGCCCACAUGCCACCAAGUUCCAGAGCACAUGGUACCUGACGGGCAUCGUCAGCUGGGGUGUGGGCUGUGCCGCCAAAGGCCACAUCGGGGUGUACACCAGGGUCUCCCAGUACACCGAGUGGCUCCACAAGCUUAUGAGCUCGAAAGCACCCUCAGAAGGCCUCCUCCGAGCCCCAUUCCCCUAGCACUGCUGUGUCAGCUCCAUGGACCUUCCUCUUGCAAAAUAAAGCUGCUGCUGUUUGGGCGGUCCUGGCAUCAAA
Molecule: messenger RNA, 1455 nt
Organism: Rhinolophus ferrumequinum (greater horseshoe bat)
Lineage: Eukaryota; Metazoa; Chordata; Mammalia; Chiroptera; Rhinolophidae
Gene: F7
Product: coagulation factor VII
Exons: 8
Coding region: 37-1380 (447 amino acids)
Biological process (GO): blood coagulation; proteolysis
Cellular component (GO): extracellular region
Molecular function (GO): calcium ion binding; serine-type endopeptidase activity
Source: RefSeq, a predicted model, not a curated record